Molecule: messenger RNA, 861 nt
Organism: Lodderomyces orthopsilosis Co 90-125
Lineage: Eukaryota; Fungi; Ascomycota; Pichiomycetes; Serinales; Debaryomycetaceae
Exons: 1
Coding region: 1-861 (286 amino acids)
Source: RefSeq, a predicted model, not a curated record
AUGUGGUUAAAUUCAAAAUUAAUUAUGCUAUCUUCAAUUUACACUACAUUAUUGGCCAGUCCAAUCAAGAAAUGCAAGUUCCCCAAGAAAAAAGAUCUCGUUCCUGUUUACGAGGAUGGAGUGAAUGCUGGUUGGGCUAUGAGUCCAGAUGAGGCUUGCAUACCAGGCAAAUAUUGCCCAUAUGCUUGUCCACCAGGUCAGCUAAUGAAUCAAUGGAAUCCAGAUGCCACAACGUAUCUGUAUCCAACAUCAAUGGAUGGUGGUUUUUACUGCAACAGUGAUGGCUCUAUUAGUAAACCAUUUGGUGAUAGAGAGCUCUGUGUUGACGGUGAGGGAACUGUCUCGGUUGUUAACAAAGCCGGUAAGGAUGUUGCAUUUUGUCAAACUGUCUUACCAGGAAACGAAGCCAUGUUGAUACCAACUAAUGUCAAAAGUGGCGAAGAACAAACAUUAGCUGUUCCAGGACCAGAUUAUUUUGCAAGUACCGCUGCUCACUACUACGUCAAUCCACCCGGAGUAUCAACCAAGAACGCUUGUGUUUGGGGUGCAACAGAUGAGGAAGUUGGAAAUUGGGCACCUUAUGUUGCUGGUAUGAACAUGGAUUCAAAAGGAGAUACUUUUAUUAAAAUCGGGGUCAAUCCAAAACAUAUUGAUGACUUUAAUGGAAAUAAACCAGGGUUUGGACUCAGAAUUGUUUGUGAUACCCCGGAAGAUUGUAACGGAUUGGAGUGCGAAUUAAGUCCAAAGAAUGGUUACAAUAAAGCACAAGGACCAUCUUCUGGAGUAUCCUUAGGAGCAGAAUACUGUAUCGUGACAGCCAAAAACCAUGCUAGGGCCAAAAUUGAGGUAUUUGAGGUAUAA